Oreochromis aureus is the source of this 4550-nucleotide messenger RNA. RefSeq names its product ubiquitin-conjugating enzyme E2F (putative) (gene ube2f). NCBI's taxonomy places the organism in Eukaryota, Metazoa, Chordata, Actinopteri, Cichliformes, Cichlidae. Bases 292 to 846 code for a protein of 184 amino acids. The record is from RefSeq and is a predicted model, not a curated record. The transcript has 10 exons.
ACUCACUGCACUUCCGUUGCCCAUGACACCGGAGCGAAGUUCUGACAGCUGAUUCCUAAAUCAGUUCAUAUCCGUUUCGUGCCUCCAGGGCGUCAUUUUUGAGGUUAUUUACAGGCGCACGGAGCUGCUACGACCGUCGGCUGGAGUUGCAGACUGCGGCCCGAGCAGAGGAGGGGCGGCUGAUUAUGGUGUAGCGCGGAGCGCUAGCUCUGAGACAGCAGGCAUUUGAGCAGCAGUGCAUUGCAGCACGGUGCACCGUGGUUUUGACAGUCAUAUCACAUCAGCGUAGCCAUGCUCACGUUGGCCAGUAAGUUGAAGAAAGAAGACGGAGGAAAGACAGGCCGUGCCUCCGGAGCCUCAGACUCCACCUACAGGGUCUCAAUCAGAGACCGCCUCCUUACCAAAGAAGUUGCAGAACUUGAAGCCAAUCUUCCUAGCACAUGCAAAGCCAGUUUUCCAGAUGAGGAUAAGCUGCAUCAUUUUCAGCUGGCAGUGUCUCCUGAUGAGGGUUACUACCAAAGUGGAAGGUUUCAAUUUGAAAUAGAUGUCCCUGAAGCCUAUAACAUGGUGCCUCCUAAAGUGAGAUGUCUGACCAGAAUAUGGCAUCCCAAUAUUACAGAGAAUGGAGAAAUCUGUUUGAGCUUAUUGCGGGAGCACUCUAUUGAUGGCACAGGCUGGGCCCCCACUAGAACAUUAAAGGAUGUGGUCUGGGGAUUGAACUCCUUGUUUACUGACCUUUUGAACUUUGAUGACCCGCUGAACAUUGAUGCAGCAGAACAUCAUCUGAGAGACAAGGAGGACUUUCGGAAUAAGGUUCAAGAUUACAUCAAGCAUUACGCCAGAUGAUAGAAGCAUUGGUGAUCCCCUGCAGCCUGCACCAACUAACCAAACUGCUCUACCUUGCCUCUGCUUCUCUUGGCCAACUCCCCUCCCACAUGUGUGAAUCAGCAGCUGACUCUUUGACUCGUACCACUCCCCUUCCUCUCGACACCACAGCUCUGGCAACGCCCCGCCUCUUCUGUUCACCCAGUUGCAAUAAACUUCACAUCGCAGGAAUGAAAUUAAAAAAAAAAAAAAAAAUGGUCACACGUUUAAGAGAGGACUUGCAUACACGAGAAAAUAACGCUUUAGUUAAUCGGUCAAGUGUUACAGUGACCACACUGUCUGUCUGUUGUGGCAAGACACACGAAUGACGUCACGCCGCUGACGAGCCCGUCACAAACGAGCCGCGUGGCGAUCGAAUUGGAUGUGAUGUUUAACUGAAGAAGACAACAAGUCACGCUUGGCUAUUUUUAAAUUUGAUGACUCAAGAGAAAGAUUAUCUGUUACUGUCGGUUCUCUGUUCCAGUGCCUGCCAUGUUUGUGUCGCUAAAGCGAAAAUGCAUGUGAGUUCACAAACAUGCACACACACACACACACACACAGUCACACCAUGCAGUAAAAGGUGAGCACAUGAAAAACACACAUUGGUUGAAAGUUGGAAAGCCUGCAGCCCCCAGCCCCAUUAGACAGCAUGUGAAUGACCACACUGACCCAUUUUGUUGUCAUUCUCUCUGCAUGUGUACACACACGCGUGCACACACACAUGCACGCAGACACAGCUGUGUGUUUUCAGUUCCAGUGACAUAAAAUACUGCCACAAAAACAGCCAAAUGCACUGUUCAGUUUUCAGCUUCAUCUCUUGUCUCUGCACCACUGCCCCCUUCACUUCUUUGUCUUUUUUACUUCAUCCGUCUCUACACACACACACACACACACACACACACACACACACACACACACACACACACACAGAGCACAGGUGAGCGCACAUGUGAACGCACAUGUGAACUUCUGUGUUGCAGAUGGAGAGGUUAAAAUGGUACAGUCAAAACCUCUGGCACGCUGGCUCUUCAUGUAAGCGAAACAACGACUGGUUUUAAAGGAAUGAUGACGUAAGCCUGAGUCUGUUAACAGCACUAAGCAACAAAGUGCUAAACACGGUAAAGAACCUGGCAACAGAAAAGUUGGAGGAAAUCUUAAACACGACUCCAAAUGAACUCCUGGAUGUACGUAAGCAACACUUAAAAUGACUCAAGUUCGUUCUUCGUCACCAUCCACAUGCCCUGCAGCUCUGAACCUUUCCAAAGAUUAUUGAGAGACGUGCAGCCACCUUUCAAUGAUCUUUAAAGUGAGCUGAGAGAAGCACAGGUGACUGUCAGGUGAAUUCACAGCAAGCACUCCCUCCUGCCUGCUCUGGUAGCUGCAGAGUGUAUCGUAGCCCCCCCCACCCCCCCGCCGUGUGCUGCGUGUCCCCAUCCCACCAGACAGUCCUGACAUUCUCCAGAGUUCAUGUGUGAAAAUGUCUCCAGUGAAGAUCAGAAGAUCAGUAGGUGCGAAAACAGCCUUACAACUUUUAAACUCAGUCAGUUUUAUUUUAUAGUCGCUGUUCAAUGCUGAGCCAAACCGAUAAUUGAGGUUUUUGACUGAUCUGCACAAACCCCCUCGUUCUGCUCCCUGAGGGAGAUUUCCGAGCUGACAGUGUCUUUCUAAAAACGACACUAUUCCAGUCUCUCCUCCUCUGUAAGCGGACUGUAUGAUUUCACUAUCUGAAUGUGUGUGAAGAAAACAAUAGCAGAGGUUCAUAAAGACUACUCUGUAAAUGAUAUCUGCAUACAGACGUGCAGAGUCUGCUGUUAUUGCUUGUAGUCAGAGUUGAUCUGAUUGGUGAGCAGGCUGUAGUUGCAGGCAGGUGUAAACCAUAACUGGCCAAAAGAAUAUGAACCCUUGGCCCAAAUAUAUCUCCACUGGGUACAUCAGAAGCCCAGAAGAGUUGGAUGCUGGUUCAAGCAGCUGCAUCAGCAGGCGGGUUUCCAGAUUGCAUGAAAACAGAUGGCAAGAUGGUGAGUAAUCUGACAUGCUAGCAGGAUUACUAGCUAACCAGCUAGCUAAUGUGAGUGGCUUUAGAUCUGUUAGACGGCAGGAAGGCGUCGUUCUGGCCAUCCAUGAAAUCUAUCAAAGUGCAGUACUUAACAAAGCUAUUAGAACAACUGUCAUAAAAACAGAAAUCACAAAUAUUUGAGAAUUCUGUCAAAAAUGUGUUUUUUUUCUUUGCAAAAACAAACUGAUUUUACAUUUUAUCCCUGAAUUUGAGCCGCAGCACGGGACUUCUCUGAGAAGUAACCUUCAACGGCAAAAAUGUAAUUUGUAAUUUGGCAUCUUAAUAAAAAAAAUAAUAAUUGUGAUUUUCUUUUUUUCAGCAUUUUUGUGAAACAGGAAAUUAAAAUUUCAGGGAUCAUAAUAAUUGUAUUUUACCAUUUAAAAAUCUAAUUUUGAUUAAAGAUCUUGUGCGUACUGCACGAUUAAGCAUUACAGAAACUAAUACUUUUAAUUUAGAGCAGCAGUGGCGUAAACCUUACCCUGGGUCGGGGUCUAAUAAAUGUGUGGAGCUCUGCAGGCGUGGUCACAGUCAAAACUGGGAAAAGUGAGGAGGAAAAAAAAACUGCACAGAUUUGGUGGGAAACGCUCUUGAGGCAGUUGGCAUGUUUGACACUGGAUUAAAUUGCUACCUCGAGUGCUAGUUAACUAGUUAAACUGUAUUGGCGCCUCUCGGUUGACUAGAGCAGAUUAUGCUUUGUGGGAUGGCCGCUAGGAAUUCUGGACUAACCAGAUAAUGUCUCCAUGAACCUCUGCUGCUGUGGGUUUUGGCUAGUGAUUGUGUUUUUAUGUGUCAGAGUGCAUAUGUCUGUGAGUGGCUGUUGCCCGGCCUUGGCUAUCGCUGUGCCUCCGGUUUGAGUCUGCAAGCAUCGCCUGUUUUCACCCGUUCAGCUUUGUUUUCACGUCUGCAUGAGGAAAAAGUCUCUGUGCGAGUGAUGCAGUUUACCGAGGAUGUAGAAAUGUAGAGGCAGAAGAUUGAAUUUUUGUGUAGGAAGUGUGCGUGUAAGAUUAACAAAAAUGACAGUUUGUGCUUCUGGUGUGUGUGUGUGUGUGUGUGUGUGUGUGUGUGUGUGUGUGUGUGUGUGUGUGUGGGCAGUUACAGUGUGAUUUGUGGAGACGAUGUGACUUGUUAGCAUGCUCUGGUUUCCUCUUUCCCUUCUUUUAUAAAAUCUGGAUUCAUCAGCUCAGAUCAUUUUUAUUUUCUUAACAAACAGAACAACACAAACACCUGACUGCCAAAAUAAAAGACCCAGGAGUUUAAAAAAAAGUGAAAGCAGUCCCAAAUCUGGCUACCUUACGCUUCUGUCCUUAAAGUUCAUUAAUUGGCAACAAAUUGUCACAGUAGUUUUUGCCUCAGCCCAACACUCAGUGCUUUUUCUUGGCCUUAAUAAAACUUUUGCUUGCUGUUGGAGAUCUUGUUAUCGGUGUCCUUUAGUUUGGCAGUUUGUGGUGUUGGAGGUAAUUUUGGGUUGUUUCCUCCUCUUUUUCGGAUGUUUCUCUGGAAAUGUCUUUGCUUCAGUUUAACUCCAGGGCCAGAGGAACGAGAUUAACAAUCUGUUCUUCUUCAGAUCCUCGACGUUUUCUUUCUCAGAUUGUAUAUCCAUUUUUUUAAGGUAUAUUAAAGAGUAUAUAAA